Messenger RNA from Daldinia loculata, 877 nucleotides. RefSeq lists its product as uncharacterized. The coding region runs from base 224 to 739 and encodes 171 amino acids. The record is from RefSeq and is a predicted model, not a curated record. Lineage: Eukaryota; Fungi; Ascomycota; Sordariomycetes; Xylariales; Hypoxylaceae. The transcript has a single exon.
CACGAUGCCCGAAGAUCGCCCUUCGGCUCUUCGUCUUCGACUUAUAAACCGGCUGGACAGUACAGGAGAAUUACAUAGUACCACGUAACGCCGCGAGCGCGGAGUAGUAACGCUGGUUCACAGUUACGAUACGUUAGGUACAUACAACCCAAUUCGAUAGCUCGAGGUGAUACAUACGAAGUAAUUACCUAUAUGGUAUGGGGUCAACGUCUUUUCCGGGGAUAUGCAUUUUUCCCCCUUAUUAGGCGGCAUCCCAAAUGAAUCGGCCCACUACUUAGGCCAAAAACGGGCGCAAAUCAAUUUCCUUCUUCUUAAUUCCCACGACCAGUCACCACCAACCGUCCCGUGUUCGUCUGUCCCAGCUCAAUAUGGUACUUUUGCGAGCCACUUUACCGGCAGCCUCUUAGCUCGUCCUGGACUUCUACCAUUGUGUCUCUCUAUAUGCCCUUGUCUCCCUAUAUCUCCAUAUCUCUCUUCCCGAGAGAGCCAUGUCAUGGCCAUGGCGCUUCACAUAAAAAGUCGAACGGCCCGGCCGCAUAUUCGCCGCCCGCCAUUGCGUGUGGGGGAUUUAUUGCUUUUAUUACAGCGUCUCGUCUCGCUUCGCUUCGCUUUUAUAUUACACGUGAUGCUCAUGAUUUCUGGUAAUCUAAUAAAACCAUUUCUGUUUCCCUCCAGAUGUAAAAAAUUCCGAGAAGUUGGCUCUUCUCGAAGUAAACACGCCGGUGUAAGCGCCGGGUGAAAGAGAGAUAGGGCGAACGACAGUACUCAUCCUGGGUACGCAAUGCUCUUUGUUAUCUCAACACUGCUGUGUGUCGUGGUGUCCCUAAGUCAUGGCCUGGAAUCGGUCAGAGACAAAGAUGGUUAGUUGAGACUAGCU